Molecule: messenger RNA, 1782 nt
Organism: Astrephomene gubernaculifera
Lineage: Eukaryota; Viridiplantae; Chlorophyta; Chlorophyceae; Chlamydomonadales; Astrephomenaceae
Source: the annotation of a GenBank genome assembly
AUUUCAUACCUUUCUCGGCCUUUUGGCUCAGAUCAUGUGUAGUAUCUGUUCUUGUAAGUCUAAUCGCUUACAUGGUCCUCAUUGAGGACCUGCGAUUAACUUCAAUAUUUUGAGGGGGUGCGGUCAAUGGGUGCGCUUGCGCUCCCGACACACCAGCAUGGUUGCGGCCUUACACUACCGCCGUAGCCGUGCACCCUACCCAUUAACAUACGUUAUUGAUGCACGACAUCUUGCAACUUUUUCCUUCCUUCCAAUUUCGCACCGGCGAUGCUGUUUGUGCAGGAAUCCUCCCCCUGGAGAACAUGUGUGAGGCGGUGGCGGAGAGCGUAGACCAGCUGAUGAAGAUGGAGCCAGCCGUACGGGAUCUCGUGGCGUCGUACGACUGGACCCCACCUGCUACUGCUGCUGGUGCUACUGCUACUGCUGCCGUACAGCAAGGCGAGGAGGGGCAUCAGCACCAGGAGCAGGGGCAGAUGUUUGAGUCAUCAGCGGCAGCACCAGCGAACGGACAUCAUCAGUUGCAGCCACAAGAGCAGCAGUCGGUGUGGUCUUUCUUCGGGGGCGGGAGCACCGGUAGUGGCAACGGCGUGUUUACGAUGCCCAGUGACCGCUGCUAGAGGGCAGGGGAGGGAGAACGGACAGUGGGGCCGAGUUUGUGCUUUGCACGGGGUACCGGCGUACUAAAGCAUCACGGUAUUCGCUUUCAUUGAGCCCAAUGCCUGUGAUAAGCUUCUGAUAUGCGAGUCCCUGACCCUCCCUGUGGUUCGUGUCCUGACAUGCCAGCAGCCAUUUUGGCAUGGUGGUGUAGUGUUCAUCCACGUGCAAAAGAGCGUGCGUGUGAGGAAUGAGAGAGAGAAAGAAUGAGUACAGGGGGUAAACGGUGAUAAGGAGUUGCAACUACCGGUGUGGAGUUGUGACCCUUGUGUGACUAUUACCGGUCAGUUAUCCACCGGGUGCUGCUGCUGCAUGCGUGCUGGGGGGGGUUGUGUGGGGUUGUCGGGACUGCUGCACCGGUACCAGUGGAGUCGGCAGCAGCAGCGACGGCGAGGACGAUGUUAUGGAUGUCGUGAAGUGAGAGGAGGCGCUCCUUGGGGCUUUGGUUUAUCGACGCUAGCGCGCCAUGCUUUGGGGUACUGGGUCUCCCACACACCGGAAGUAACUGGGAAGUGUUUAAUUAGGCGGGCCACAGCGGGGGCGGUAGCGGCAGCAGCAGCAGGGCGUGCGACAGUCGGUUCCAGAGCUGAUGUGUUCCUACCUGCUGUGUUUUGCAACUCGUGCACGGGGUAUGCACAAUAAGGUGUAUAAUACCUGUUGUCUUGUGGGCGAAAUGAGAGGCUGCAUGGGCCUUCACCGUGAGGAUAGGAGCCGUGCAGUCCUGGAGGAUAGGAUGAACCCAACCGCAUGAUUUCAGUCGCGAGUCGCAGGUCGAAGUUUAGAUGUACAUAUAGCCGUAGGCGUGCAUUGCAUACCGGUAUCUUGCAUAUGAAGUAAUCAUGCGUCGAAUUUUGUGAUCCAGCUUUUGAUGGUGCAACCUGAGGCGUGGUAUGAGGUUAUCAGGACGUUGACGUGGCAAGACGUUGACGCAUAUACAUCCAGGAUACGAUACAUCCACGAGUAUUUGGUGAACAAUAGUGACAGCGAAAUGAACACAACUGUACGUACGGCAAUCCUAAGAUUCGCUGCAGGCCUGCAGCUACUGGUAUUGGCACGAUGCUUGACCUGAUCUCUUGAAGAAUCCAUCACCUUGUAAUGCCACGGUUGCGCCAACAUGCUGUAACACAC